This is a messenger RNA of Seminavis robusta, 1821 nucleotides long. The record is from the annotation of a GenBank genome assembly. NCBI's taxonomy places the organism in Eukaryota, Bacillariophyta, Bacillariophyceae, Naviculales, Naviculaceae.
AUGGAGAAUGUAACCGCAGAAACAAGGGACGGUUUCGACGAGAAAGUCGACGGUUUGGUUGACACCGACGAGGAAGUCGAUCGUGACGUUGAUCGUGACGUUGAUCGUGACGUCGAUUCCCGUUUAGAAGAAGUCGCGGGUCCCGAGUUAGAAACUGGCGUAUUGGAUUCUUUCCAGAAUGACUUAGAAGGGGUUGUUGAAGCUGGCGAUGCAGCACGAAUUGAUGACGAGGAAGAACAAGUUACUAUUAAUACUGAAGACGGAAAGGUCAUCGCUAAGAACCCUAAAAAGAGGGAGCAAUUCCAGCAUAUCGCUUUGACACUCUGGGAUACUUCCGACGAACACCGUUUGGAACUUAGCAGAAUGAAGACACGUUAUAAAUGGAUUGGAGUUGCCGAAGGAAAGGAGAAAUGUCCUGAAUCGGGUAGAUGGCAUUUACACGUGUACAUACAGACUCAUUGGAGGAAGAGGAAGAGGAUUACGGAUAUAAGGAAGUGGUUUGAGGCGACAGAAGCCGAAGUGCAAUGGCCUGGAGGAGUAUGGGUAGGAAAGGUCCAGUGUAAAAGGGAGUACUUUGCCUACUUAAAGAAGGACGGAGACUGGAAUAAAACUGGAGAUAUAUUUACAGAUGACAAUCGCAAGGGGGCACGCAAUGAUCACCAUGACCUUCGAUAUUAUGCUAUCCAGGAAGAAGGGAUUCAUUCACUUAAGGAAUUAAGGAGGCGGUUUCCCAACCAAAUGUCCAGGUCCGAGACUUUUGCGAGACAGCUAAUCAACGAUAUCACACCGAUACGCCCUCCGGAAGCCAUUGCCGUUGAAUACCUUUGGCAGAAAGAGCUGAGAUGUAAACUCGCACAACCAGACAAUGGCCGCGAGAUCAUCACGAUCCACAGCUCGCAAACUCGUCAGGGGAAAUCGGUCAUGAUGGAUCACCUUGAAUACGAGUACAACGAGCGCGAAGAGGGAUCCUGUUUGAUUAUGGCGGAUGGCAAGGCAAAUGAUAUGAAGAAUACUAUCAAGGACUUCAGACAUACCUUGAAAUUAUUGAUAAUCGACAUCUCCAAGGCAAAGGAGACAAGGGGAAAUCCCGAUCAAUACCGGAUUGGAAUGUUUCAAAUGCUUGAACAGAUCAAGAACGGGCGGUUCUUUUCCGGCAAGGGCAUGCUGACCGAGAUUGUUCGAUUCACACACAAGGUUAAAAUAGUGGUGUGCAGAAAUGAUAUGCAUAAGCCUGGGAUGCUAUACGGGGAGGAGAGAGAGGCAUACAUGACCAUGAACCGAAACACAUGGGAAUGGGUGUCUCCUAGGAAUCUAAGGACGCGGUGGAACGCUUUAAAUCCUGAUGAUCAAGUUCUCAUCGACGACGAGGACUACGACGACGAGGGUUGGUUUGUUGAGUAUAAUGGCAAAAAGAAAAUCGAUCACGGAAAAUGGUUUAAAGGGAGGACUGUCGAAAAACAACUGGAAGAGGAGGAGAGGGUACGGGAAAGGAAGGUUAUCAACGACGCCAGGCGUUUGGUUUACCUGAAGAAAAAGUAUACACGGUUGAGGAUCGCUGCAUGGAUCUGGCAAAGGCUUAAACCUGUCGAAGAGGAGGAGGAGGAAGAGGAGGAGGAGGAGGUUGAACCUGAACAGAUUGAAGCUGCAGAGGAAGAAAUGGAAAUGGUUGAGGUACUCCGGUCUGUCAACAGAGUUAGGGUUAACGUCCUACGGUCUAAUCACAAGAAGGGGCAGCGCAUACUGAAAAGAAAAAGAGCAUUGAUGGAGGAGGAUGCUGCAUUCAACGACAACAAGAGGAGGUAUGACAGCCAUAAUUACUAG